Molecule: messenger RNA, 1140 nt
Organism: Cordyceps fumosorosea ARSEF 2679
Lineage: Eukaryota; Fungi; Ascomycota; Sordariomycetes; Hypocreales; Cordycipitaceae
Exons: 3
Coding region: 1-1140 (379 amino acids)
Source: RefSeq, a predicted model, not a curated record
AUGGCCUGGCUGCGCGAGCAGAACCUCAGCGCCGAUGCCGUCAUCGACGCCGUGCAGUUCUUCCUCGACGGCGAGGGCUGCAAUGCCACGUUCGAGGGCGAGUACGGCAACGACGAGUACCAUGUGUUCCGGGUGAGCUUCUCGGACCGGCCGAGCGUGUGCCUGCGCGUGGAGCACCCGCGCGGCCACCGCGUGCCCGGCGGCGAGGACGAGCGCGCCAUCUGCGCGCGCCUCGAGGGCGAGCGCCGCGCGUACGAGCGCCUCGGCGCGGUCGACUUUCACUGGUCCAUGCGGCUGUUCGGUGCGAGCCUCGGCUUCGACAACCCGAUCGGCUACCCGUACAUGGUCCUCGACUUCGCGGGCGAGAACCGCCUACGGUGGAGCGACGAGAGCCCCGGCGAGCCCGCCCGGAGCGCACUGCUGGCGCGGCUCGCGGGUAUCCAGCUCCAGCUCAUCCAGCGCACGUUGGAGACUAGAGAGAUGACGGCGUACGAAUUCUUCAAGCAAAAGAUUGAAUGCCGUCUCGAGAGCAUCCGCCAGGGAAACCUACCGGAAUUAGUGGAACAGGACGUGCUCGACCAAUUGGCCCUUCUGCCCGAAGUCCUGGGCGACGAAAAGGACAAUAGGCAGUUCGCCAUGGAGCACGGCGAUCUACGCGCAGAAAGCAUCAUCAGCGGCAGCCACUUCAACAUUGAGGCCAUCGUCGACUGGGGCUCCGCCGAGAUGGUGCCCGUCGCGCAGGCCGCGCGCUUCCCGCCACUGCUGUCCUGCUGCGAAUCUGCCGACGACUCGCCGAGCGGGCAGAUGCUGCGAGACCGCGCGGCGUAUACGGCCGCCGUGGCGUGCGCGGCGGCGCGGCCCCAGCCGGCCCUGCCCUACCCGGGCGAGGGGUACGAGGACGGCUCGCGGGCUGCGGCGCUGGCGGCCAUGCGCCAUGCUGUCGUCGCUGGCCGCCGCGGGCUGGGCGCUGCCGUACGCCACGCUCCACGAGGACUAGACGGCCUCGCGGCGCGGGGGGGACGAGGCGGGCGUGCUGCGAGGGCGCCGCCACCGCCCGAGGGGGUCGGGGGGGAUGAUGAUAACAUUUACUCUUGCUACUGCGAUGACGCCGACGACUAUUACUCUUGCUACACUACGUGA